AUGUCUGAACGAAAAGUUUUGAACAAAUAUUAUCCACCCGAUUUUGAUCCAUCACGAUUACCAAGAGUGAAACGUGCUAAAAAUCGUCAAUUUACUAUACGUUUGAUGGCGCCGUGCAAUAUGAGAUGUAAAGCAUGCGGUGAAUACAUAUAUAAAGGAAAAAAAUUCAAUGCACGAAAAGAAGAUGUUAUUGGUGAUACUUAUCUUGGAAUUCAAAUAUAUCGAUUUUAUAUCAAAUGUACCAAAUGUCUCCACGAAAUAACAUUUAAGACUGAUCCAUCGAAUGGUGACUAUGAAUUGGAACAUAGUGCUAUUCGAAAUUUUGAAUCUAUUCGAUUAGCUGAAAAGCAAGCUAAAGAUGAUCAGAAACAAAAAGCAGAAGAAGAAGCCACAAAUCCAAUGAAGUUACUAGAAAAUCGCACACGUGAUUCCCGUCAAGAAAUGGCCACAAUCGAAGCAUUGGAAGAUAUAAAAGAACUGAAUGCACGACAAUCAUCGAUAGAUCCAUUACAAAUGUUACUUGCACAACAAGAACAAGCUAAACAAUUAGCAAUAAGAAGAAAACAAAUGGAAGAGGAAGACGAUUUGGAAGAAAUUAGAAGAGCAUUUCGUAAAAAUGUGGUGAAAUAUGAAGAAUAUGAAGAUGAUAAAGAAGUAAAUGAUGACAAAUCGGAGAUAACAGUUGAUCUAGUUGAAGAAGAAAAACCCAUUGUAUCAAGCAAUAAUGAUUCAGAUCAGAAACGCAAAAUGCCGAUAGUGUUUGCUCAACCAAAUCCAUCUAUUACAAAACAAAAACAGUUAUUAAACAUGCUUGUUCGAAAAAAAAUAAAAACGGAUGAAAAUCCUAAAUCGCAAUCAAAACCAACAAGUUUAUCGCUUUUAGCGGCUUAUGCUGACGAUGAUAGUAGUGAUAAUGAUUAG
This is a messenger RNA of Didymodactylos carnosus, 921 nucleotides long. Lineage: Eukaryota; Metazoa; Rotifera; Eurotatoria; Philodinida; Philodinidae. The record is from the annotation of a GenBank genome assembly.